AUGUCGAAGAAGGCAGCAAAGCAAGCACAGUCCGGUGAUGUAGUGAUUCAAGGCUCGACAAAGGAUGCUUUUGGUGUCGCCCACAUCUAUGCGACAUUCAACGACACAUUUGUCCACGUGACCGAUAUUUCUGGCAGAGAAACGAUCAUUAGAAUUACAGGUGGUAUGAGAGUCAAGGCCGAUAAGGACGAAAGUUCCCCAUACGCCGCUAUGACAGCCGCACAAGACGUCGCGAAGAGAUGCAAGGAACUCGGAGUCACUUCCCUUCAUAUUAAGAUCAGAGGAGAGGGUGGAGUUUACUCUAAGACACCAGGCCCGGGAGCUCAAGCUGCUUUGAGAGCUCUUGCUCGUGCCGGGAUGAAAAUCGGAAGAAUCGAAGAUGUCACCCCAAUCCCAACCGACUGCACUAAGAGAAAAGGUGGAAGAAGAGGAAGAAGACUCUAA
This is a messenger RNA of Entamoeba invadens IP1, 444 nucleotides long. Its product is annotated as 40S ribosomal protein S14, putative. Gene Ontology annotation, molecular function: small ribosomal subunit rRNA binding; mRNA 5'-UTR binding; structural constituent of ribosome. Gene Ontology annotation, cellular component: ribosome; cytosolic small ribosomal subunit. Gene Ontology annotation, biological process: maturation of SSU-rRNA from tricistronic rRNA transcript (SSU-rRNA, 5.8S rRNA, LSU-rRNA); translation; ribosomal small subunit assembly. The record is from RefSeq and is a predicted model, not a curated record. The coding region runs from base 1 to 444 and encodes 147 amino acids. The transcript is spliced from 2 exons. NCBI's taxonomy places the organism in Eukaryota, Evosea, Mastigamoebida, Endamoebidae.